AUGGAGUCGUCGGCGGAAACAGAAAUGGCACACGCUGCGGCGGCGGCACCACACAGCGCCACCAUCACUAGGCCCGGUGCUGGCUGCUGUGGCGGUGACGAGGACGCGGAGGAGGUGCGGCUCUGGGCGGCGCUGGAGCGGCUGCCCACGGCCCAACGCGCCCGCAGCGCGAUCGUCGACGAUGGCGCCUGCGGGAAGGCGGUGGUGGACGUCGGGGACCUCGGCCUGGCGCAGCGCCGCGCGCUGCUGGACCGCCUCGUGGGCUCCGUCGACCGGGACAACGAGGGGUUCCUGCUCAGGCUCAGGGAACGCAUCGACCGAGUUGGGAUUGUUCUUCCGACAAUUGAGGUGCGUUUCGAGCAUCUGAAGGUCGAUGCUGAAGUUCACAUUGGAACCAGGGGCCUGCCAACUAUUCUAAACUCAAUCACUAACAUUUUCGAGGGAGCUGCAAAUACCCUACAUAUAUUGCCCAGCAGGAAGCAGACGAUGCCAAUCCUCAAUGGCAUCAGCGGCAUCAUCAAGCCUCAGAGAAUGACUCUGCUUCUAGGCCCACCAGGAUCAGGGAAGACCACAUUGCUUCUUGCAUUAUCUGGGAGGCUAGGCAAGAGUCUUAAGGUUUCAGGAAAAGUCACUUGCAAUGGGCAUGAAAUGGAUGAUUUUGUGCCCCAAAGGACAGCUGCAUACGUAAACCAGCAUGAUCUUCACAUAGGGGAGAUGACUGUGCGGGAAACACUUGCCUUCUCUGCAAGGUGCCAAGGAGUUGGAUAUUUCUACGACUUAUUGUGUGAAUUGUUAAGGCGAGAGAAAGAGGCAAACAUUAAGCCUGAUGCUGACCUUGAUGCUUUCAUGAAGGCAGCUGCACUGGGAGGGCAUAAAGCUAAUGUGGUGGUGGAGUACAUGUUGAAGAUAUUAGGGCUAGAGGUAUGCGCAGACACAAUGGUAGGGGAUGAGAUGUUCAGGGGUAUAUCUGGAGGACAACGGAAACGUCUUACUGCAGGUGAGAUAUUAGUUGGUUCAGCGAAAGCAUUGUUCAUGGACGAGAUCUCCAAUGGGCUUGACAGCUCCACAACAUUCCAGAUUAUCAACUCUCUCAGACAGGCCAUUCACAUCCUCAGUGGAACAGCAGUCAUCUCCUUGCUACAGCCUGCACCCGAGACAUACAACUUGUUUGAUGACAUCCUACUCCUCUCAGAUGGCCAGAUUGUGUACCAUGGGCCCCGUGAGGAUGUUCUUGAUUUCUUUGAGUCCAUGGGGUUCAGAUGCCCUGACAGAAAGGGUGCCGCUGAUUUCUUGCAAGAAGUGACGUCAAAAAAGGAUCAGAAGCAGUACUGGUCUCAGCACGACCAGACCUACUGCUACAUCUCAGUGAAGGAAUUUGCAGAUUCAUUUCGCUCGUUCCGUGUUGGACAGGCCAUGGCAAAUGAGAUUUCCGUGUCAUUCGACAAGAGCAUGAACCACCCUUCAGCUUUGGUAACCUCAAAGUACGGUGUAAGUGCAAAAGAGCUGCUGAAAGCCAACAUCGAUCGGGAGAUUCUGCUAAUGAAAAGGAACUCAUUUUUCUACAUGUUUCGAGUUGUACAGCUGAUCCUGUUAUCAGUCAUUGAGAUGACACUCUUCUUCCGUUCGAAAAUGCACCGUGAUUCUGUGGCAAAUGGAGGCAUAUACAUGGGUGCACUCUUCUUCACAACACUCAUGAUCAUAUUCAAUGGCUUCUCGGAGCUUACCCUCACCAUUUUUAAGCUACCCAUUUUUUUCAAGCAAAGAGAUCUCCUCUUCUAUCCUGCUUGGACUUACACUCUACCAUCAUGGAUUCUCAAGAUCCCCAUCACAUUUCUUGAAGUUGGUGGGUUUGUUUUCAUAACUUAUUAUGCCAUUGGAUUUGAUCCAGAUGUAGUCAGGCUUUUCAAGCAGUAUCUGCUUUUCUUAGCAGCUAAUCAGAUGGCAGCUUCCCUCUUCCGGUUCAUUGCAGGAGCAGCAAGAAACAUGAUUGUUGCAUAUGUCUUUGGAUCAUUUGCAGUUUUAGUUGUUAUGCUUUUAGGUGGAUUUGUUCUUUCUAGAGAAGACAUGAACAAAUGGUGGAUUUGGGGAUACUGGACCUCUCCGAUGAUGUAUGCGCAAAAUGCUGUCUCAGUGAACGAGUUCUUGGGACAAAGUUGGCAGAAGGUCCUUCCAGGCUCGACUGAACCCCUUGGUGUGCUUAUCCUCAAGUCCCAUGGAAUAUUUCCAGAAGCCAAGUGGUACUGGAUUGGCUUUGGUGCAUUGCUUGGAUUCACGCUUCUCUUCAACUCUCUCUUCACGCUCUGCCUUGCAUACCUCAAGUCAUAUGGGCACUCGUAUCCGUCAGUAUCAGAAGAGACACUAAAGGAGAAACAUGCAAAUUUGACUGGUAUGACUGUAGAUGUGUCAUUACAUGAAGAGAAGGAAUUUGGAUGUAAUUGCCAGUCAUAUGAAAGUGCUUGUCAGGACAUAGGCAGCUACAAUGAAACGAGUUUGGCUAGUACGGAUACCAAUUAUAUGUCUGCACAAAGGGGGGUGAUUCUCCCCUUUGUUCCACACUCACUAACUUUUGAUGGUAUCAGAUACUCUGUUGAUGUCCCACAGGAAACGAAAACACAAGUUCUAGAAGAUAAAUUGGAGAUCCUAAAGGGCGUUAGUGGGUCUUUCAGGCCAGGAGUACUGACUGCCCUGAUGGGCAUCAGUGGCGCUGGCAAGACAACUCUGAUGGAUGUUCUGGCAGGAAGAAAGACCAAUGGAUACAUCAAGGGGAGUAUCAGCAUUUCUGGAUAUCCAAAGAAACAAGAAACAUUUGCACGCGUAUCAGGAUACUGUGAACAAGAUGAUAUCCACUCCCCACAUGUUACAGUGCACGAGUCGCUGCUGUUUUCGGCAUUCCUUCGACUGCCAGGGGAUGUGAGUUCGAAGACAAGAAAGAUGUUUAUUGAGGAGGUGAUGGAGCUUGUGGAGCUCACACCAGUAAGAGAUGCUCUUGUUGGAUUACCUAGAGUUAAUGGCCUGUCGAUCGAGCAGAGGAAGAGGUUGACGAUUGCUGUAGAGCUUGUUGCAAACCCUUCAAUCAUUUUCAUGGACGAACCAACAUCAGGACUCGAUGCUCGUGCAGCAGCAAUUGUGACGAGGACAGUGAGGAACACUGUUGAUACCGGUCGAACAGUCGUCUGCACAAUUCAUCAACCAAGCAUUGACAUAUUUGAAGCCUUUGAUGAGCUUUUACUGUUGAAGCAAGGUGGAGAACAGAUCUAUUUUGGUCCACUAGGCCGUCAUUCCUCAGAAAUGAUCAAGUAUUUUGAGGAAAUUGAAGGAAUCAGCAAAAUCGAAGAUGGUUAUAAUCCGGCGACCUGGAUGCUGGAAGUGACAACAGUUACACAAGAAUUUGUGCUAGGAGUUGAUUUUAGUGACAUAUACAAGAAUUCUGAACUCUGCCAGAGGAACAAGGUCUUGAUACAUGAACUGAGUACUCCACCAGCAGGUUCGAGCGAUCUCCACUUCUCCACCACGCACUCACGGUCUUUCUUCACACAAUGUCUGGCUUGCCUCUGGAAGCAGAACCUGUCCUACUGGAGGAACCCGCAGUACAAUGCUGUCCGGUUUUUCUUCACCACCGUUAUAGCUCUACUCUUUGGCACCAUCUUCUGGGGUAUUGGCACCAAAAGGGAGAAACCACAAGAUCUGUUCAACGCCAUGGGGUCCAUGUAUGCUGCUGUUCUAACCAUGGGUGUGCUGAACGCGGCAACAGUUCAGCCAGUGGUGUCUGUCGAGCGAAUGGCCUUCUACCGGGAAAGAGCUGCCGGCAUGUACUCAGCUUUCCCGUAUGCAUUUGGGCAGGUUUUAAUUGAGCUCCCCUACACAUUGGUUCAGACUUGCAUAUAUAGUGUCAUAGUGUAUGCCAUGAUGGGGUUCAAAUGGACAGUAGCUAAAUUCUUCUGGAACCUCUUCUUCAUGUACUUCACACUGCUGUAUUUCACAUUCUUUGGUAUGAUGGCGAUCGGGUUGACACAGAACCACAACGUAGCAUCCAUUGUAUCCGCAGCGUUCCACGCCACAUGGAACCUCUUCUCUGGUUUUCUGAUCCCUCAAACCAAAAUUCCUAUCUGGUGGAGAUGGUAUUAUUGGCUCUGCCCUGUCGCAUGGAGCUUGUACGGGAUGGUAGUGUCGCAGUAUGGUGAUGAUGUCGAUACUCCGCUCUUUGACGGCGUUACCAACACCACCGUGGCAAAUUUUGUCAGGGACUACCUCGGCUUCGACCACAGCUUCCUCGGGGUGGUCGCCGCGGGGGUUGUGGCAUUUGGGCUCCUCUUUGCGCUGUUGUUCGGUGUUGCCAUAAUGAAGCUGAAUUUCCAAAGGAAAUGA
Molecule: messenger RNA, 4365 nt
Organism: Miscanthus lutarioriparius
Lineage: Eukaryota; Viridiplantae; Streptophyta; Magnoliopsida; Poales; Poaceae
Source: the annotation of a GenBank genome assembly